This is a messenger RNA of Actinia tenebrosa (Australian red waratah sea anemone), 2310 nucleotides long. RefSeq names its product F-box only protein 30-like. Gene Ontology annotation, molecular function: zinc ion binding; protein binding; ubiquitin protein ligase activity. NCBI's taxonomy places the organism in Eukaryota, Metazoa, Cnidaria, Anthozoa, Actiniaria, Actiniidae. The record is from RefSeq and is a predicted model, not a curated record.
UCUGCGAUCAGUCAAAGAUUUUUUCGUCCAGACAAAGACUUUAGUGUAGGUUAACCAUAUAUUAAACACCUUGAAUAGCCGAUCACGGAUAAACCACGAUGGAUACAGAAUCCCACGAACACUGUUCAACCUGCAUUAAACAAAACUGCUCUACUACCAAGAUAUGCGGUAUGGUUUACUGUCCUUCACGUUGCUGUAGCCGCAUGCAUCGGUGUAAACUUGAAGAUCAUAUGUUUAUCUGUCCUAAUGAAAUCGUCCCAUGUUCAAACGCUGGCUAUGGUUGUCCUAUGAAAAUCCAGAGAGAUAAAAUUGGAAAGCACUUAGCUGUUUGCCCGGCUAGUAAUGUGUUUUGUACGAUGGAAUGGAAUCGUUACCCUCUUUAUUCAAAAUCAAGAUUAAGCUGGGUACCUUUUUUCCAGCCCAAUCCGGUCCUCGUAAAAGGCCAACUGGACGUUGAACUUGCUUUACGGGACCAAAAGGUACUAGAAGACGUCUUUAAAAAACGUCUUCGUAAAGGAAAAGCUAAAGUGGAUAUUUUGAGGCUUAAUAAUCAGAGGUCUUCGAGUUUGAAUCAGGAGAAAGAUAGCGAAAGAAAUCACAGACAAUUGAACUCCCAGAUUGAUAUGGCUCUUGCUUUGUCCUCGCUAGAAUACCAGUUGAAGCCGCUAAAACAAAACAUAGAAUCACAAGAAAAUAAUCCCAAUUCUGGAGAUGAUAUUUUACGAGUAAACGAUGAGCCAUGGAAAACAAAUGCUACGGAAUCUAAUUCCGAUAUUUUCAUUCAAAACACAGCUGAUGAGAGGGAGAAAAUAUCAAGUGAUGAUGGAUUUUCACAGCUGGAUUCUAGAACGGGUGAAUUAAGAUUUGAUAAUCUAUCGAGUACACGUGGAUGUGAAGAAAGCUGCGAAAGCUGUGUUCCUGACAAUGAAAAGUGCUCGAAAAUACAAGAAGAUAUCUUAUUAAGUCCUGAAACCAUCUCGGGAUGUUUUCAAUCGCGUGGAAAAGAUGGAGAUCAUGUAGAUGACCUUUCAAGUGUUGCCGGCCAGGAUGAGUGUUCACAAGUGGACAACGUAGAAAGUGAAAAAAUCUUUUACAAACCGCCCAGAUUCGUAGAUAUUUAUUUAGAGGAGCCGUUAGGUUUGAAUGUGAUGUUGGAGACGCUACCCAAGUUUCAAAAGCAGCUCCCGAUGUAUUCCAUCCCUUGCAAUCAAGUCCUUCGAAGAAAUGAAUAUGGCUCGCACUUUAAAAAUGUCCACGGUGAAAUCCAUGGGGGGUUGAAUGGUUGGUUAGAGCAUCGUUGCCCUUUAGCGCAGUAUGGCUGCACGUUUAUCCACCAUAGACUUCUCCCAGGCAACCAAUGUGGACAAGUUGUUUUUAACCAAGACCUGGGGAGCUUUGGUAUCAGACCUUGUAUGCAAGACCCACAAAAACCUAAAGAUUAUUGCCCUCAUCAGGUCUACGACGAGACGGACACGGAUUUCCUCAUCUCUCUGCCAAUAGAGAUUUUAGAGACAAUUGCUGAAAUGCUUGAUAGUUUUAGCUUGUGUAACUUGAGUCGCACGAGUAAAACACUGCGCGAGGUAUGCCAAAGAAUAGUGGAGAAAAAAGGAAUGGUGACACUGCAAUGGGAGAAGAGGAUCUAUGACGAUGGGCAGUGGUCGUGGCAAGUAAGACAGAAGAAAUGGUUUUUCUCCACAUCUUUCAGUGCCGUUGACAACUGGAUACAUUCCAAUAGCCCAGGAAUGGCAGCUCACAUGGAGAAGUGUCGUUUCUUUGACCAUUAUGUUUCAACGCACAAACAGUUCUGCUACCACUUGCAGGAAAAUGAAGGCAGCAACAGCAGCAAGCAAGAUGAUAAUUUAACUCCAUUAAAUAUAAAUGUGGAAAGAAGAAGCCUGGCGCUUUUAAAUCUGCAGGAAUUGAAUAGUGAGGCAAGAGUUUGUUUAUAUUAAGCAAGCCUACUGUAUUUUAGUAUUUCACACUUACAUUUUGACUUUCAUUACACAAAUGCCAUAAGUCAAAAUUACCAUAGGUUAAUAAUUACCAGUAUAUUAUAUUAUUGAACUGACUGAAGAUGGCAGAUAUUAAGAAUUAUUUAAAAGCUUUUGUUAAAAUUCUCUUACUGGAUUGGAACUCAUUUUAAUUUUCUAAAAUAUGAUAAUGCAUUGGGCUGCCAAACAAAAUAUUGCAGUAUAUUAGGCUGUGUUCAUAAUGUAUGGCAGAAGGGAAGGGGGGGCUUACGAAAAUUUGAAAUGUCCAGAAUAAUUCUUAACACCCCCCCUUUAAAGACAUGCAAAAAAAAAGAUCCCG